AUGGGUGAUCUUACUGUAGAAUACGGUGCGACGAUUACGAUAGAAACUGGCGUCAGGAUCUAUUUUGACACUGGGGUUGGACUGAUCGUCAAAGGGGCCAUUAGAGCUGUGGUGAGUGAGAUUAUGACGUCAUUUUAAGCUUUAAUGACGUCAUUUUCACAUAUUUCAUGACGUCAUUUUUUAUAAAAACUGUUUCAUGAUUUUUUUUUCUGCUCUUAAAAAUUUUUCGAGAAGUUUAUUGGUUUUUAAUGACGUCACUUUAAUUUCCGUUUUGAAUUUAUGACGUCAUUCUCACAGUAUAUCGUUAAAUUUCUCGGUGAAACGGUAAUGUGACGUCAUUUAGAGCUAAAGAUGGCGUCACCUUAACAGUUAAACUAAGUUAAACUAAAGGCUUAACUAAUUUCAGGGGGUCUUCCCCAUUUCAUGACGUCAUUUCAUUGAAAUGUCUAACGUCCUCAGACUCUUCACUUCUUGAAUUCAUUCAUAGAAUUUUUGAAAGUGAUUUUUCCGUUUUUUUUUUUACGUCAUUCCAAUCUUUUUCUCAUGGAUGACGUCAUUUUCAUGCCGUUUUUUAGGGUUUGAUUCCGUUGAAUUCCAGUAAUGACGUCAUUUUAAUCUUUUCUUGAUGUCAUUCCAACAUUUUUCUUGCCAUUAAAGAUGAAUUUUAUUUUCAUUUCUCAGAAUUUUCAUCUUUUUUCUUUAGUUCCUAACGUUCUUAGGGUUGGAUUCCCUUAAAAUUGAAUAAUGGCGUCAUCUUUUUUCAACUUGUUUUUUAAACUGAAUAUUUCGAAUGAGUUGGAAUUCCUUAUUUUUGAUUUUUGAAUUUGAUUCUUCCAACUUAAAAUUAUUUUAUGGAGGGAAAAUUAGGAGACAGACGACCCAAUAUCGAUUUUUCUUCCCAGUCAUACCUAUUUUUGUUGACUCUUCGGCUAACAUAAGGCUGGGUUGUUGCAUGUGAAGGGGGACGGAUAUACUUUGUUUGGUUAGAACGAGCCGAUCCGCGAGUAAAUAGUGAAAAAUGUUCGGUUUCUAGGGAGAUUUCUGAGGAAAAUUUGCGGAUUGAUAGAAAUUUUUGUUCCUCAAGAAAAUAUUGAUAGCUCUGUUCAUAGUAAUAAAACUAUCUGGAUUUAAAUUUUUGAAAAAUAUAUAGAAAUUUAAUUUUUUCCCUCACAAAAGCUCCCGAAUGGCUCUGUAAUUCAGACACGAAAUAUUUUUUGGUAAAAACCGGGUUACGGUAAGCAACUUUGUGUCGCACUGCCUUGGCGCGAACUCCAAAAAAAUAUAUUUUUCUCGGAAAUAUAAAUUUUUUUGGAUUUAAAAUAAAUAUUUAAGGAUCAAAACCAUGUUUUACUGACCUUUAGAAAAAAAGAAAAAUUUUCACAAAAAGCUUUUUCGUGUUUUUUUAAAGGAGCAUGGACUGAUUUAAUAAAGGUCUCUAAGCGAAAAAAACGUAAUUUUCAUGGAAAUUAAGGACUUUUUACCUGUUCAAUAAUAAAAAGGAUUCCUGAAAGAGAAAGUAUGAAUAAAAGUUCAAAUUUUCAGGGAAACGAAUGGGCCCACAUCCAGAUGCUCCCCUAUCAGCAGCAGAUCAACUACGACUCGGAAAUGCCCGAUUUUCGGCUUGUCGACGGCCCGACAGUCCGCCAAGGCCGACUUCAGGCCCGUUUCAGGGACCGGUGGCGAUCUGUCUGUACUAUGCUCACCAAGUAAACAUUUUUUCUAGUUUUACCCAAGUUUUUUGAAGAUAAUUCCUGGGAAAAUAACUAUAAUAUUUUCCUUUGUUUCGGUUUAUUCACGAAAUUUAAUGAAAAAUUAGCAAUAUCAUGUCUUAAAAUAGUUGUUUCAACUUUCUUGUCUGUUAAAAACGUGAAUUCGACGAAAACGACGCAAAAAUAAUGUUUACAGCUGGACGUCCGUCGACACCACUACGGCGUGCAAAUCGAUGGGAUAUUCGGAUGGAGGUUUUUUAAAAAAAAUUAAUUGAUAAAAAUCGAAAAAUUUUGUACAAAAUUAUUCAAUAAAAUUGGAAAAAGAAUAUUGAAAAAGGAGCGCAAAAAUUGGAAAUAUUACUGUACUGAGUGAUUACGCAAUCGACCCUCUUUCUCUUUGCACUAGAAGCACUCGAUUCGACGCGCAGCGUUCACGUCUAUUUUUUUUUAGUUCCUUCACGUUUUUAAUAUUAUUUUUUCUUAAUUUUUUUACAUGUCUUUUGAUUUUUCGGUUUAUUAGGUCUUCAUUGAGACAUUUUCAAUAAUUUUAUGCAAGUAAGUCGGAAUUCAUGUCAUCAUUCUUCAAAAGGGAAAUUCAUUCGUUUUGACUUAAAGUUGAAAAAAACAGAAAUAAGUGUUAUUUUUUUGAAGCUCGAUCCAUAGUAGAGAAUAUAUGAAGCAGAAAGAUCGUUGGAAGUUCGAAAAUUGCAGAAAUAUAAUACGAAAUGAUUGUUUGGAUUCAAAAAAAUUGUAGAUUUUCCGAAUAAUUCUCCACGAAUUUGUUUUUUUCAGCUUUCUGGAAAUGGUAUCUCCGAAACAACGACACCUAUCCAAUGGCGAUGCCAUAUCCGGAUUGUCAUAAAGGAGCCCGAAAUCUAUGGGAUUGUCCUGGAUUCGCCGAGGAGAAUAAUAUAAGGUGAAAAAGAUGAUUUGUUGGUUUCACAAGGAAAGUCAUUUUUUGUUUUUUUUUAAGAUUGCUCAACAAACACUGAAAUUCAAGAUAAAAUCGACUUUUUGAAAUCGUUUCGAAACGUAUCUUUCCGAGCUGAAAAAGUUCAUUUUGAAGUUUUCCGCUGCGUUCUCACGUGGAUUUUUGAGUGUAAAAUUUAUUUUUCGAUGAGAAAUUCUUGUUAUUUUAUCAUUUUCUCGUUUUUAGAUGUUAGUUAUUUGAAAUUUAGGUCAUCAAACUUCUAUAGGCGAAGUUUUCUUGAUUUUUGAUUUUUUUCACGUAUUCCAACCUUUCAGUUUAUUUUUAAGUUUAGGGUUGCCAAAAUGGGAAACUUUUCAAGACCUUAUUUUUUGAGAUCUCUGAGUUUUUUGAUGUUCAGGCUGAGUGAAAACUUGUGCCAAGGCGAAGACGAUUUGGGAAUUUAUUGCUGGGGUCCGCCGAUUUUUCACCGGAUGGGCUAAACAUUGGAAAGGUUCAUUUUCUAAUUUUUUUGUUGUUUUAAAUUAUUCGGAAAUGUCUCAUUUUUUUGUAGAAAUGUUGAUUUUUGGUCCUGUUUUUGAUAUUUUUUUGGAUUUGUAUAUUUGCAAUAGUUUUUUUCGAUUUUUUUAAUAGCCACUUCAAAUUUUUUUGUAUUCCUGAUUUUCUAGGCAUCUUUUUAAUUUCAUUUAAAUGAGCACUUGGGGUUUUUAAAAAAAUACUUGUACGAUCAUUUUUCAUUUUUUUGGCGGAUUUUUUUGAAUCUUUAAAAAAAGAAAAAUUUUGCCUUUUUUUGGCUUUCAGUUUCUUUAAAUUUAGGCUUUCUUCAGAUUAUUUUCAUUCGAAUUGUUUUUUUAGGCCUCCAAAUAUUCAACUCACCUUUUACCUACGUGAAUUCGGAUCCGGAUAUGGUUUCCGUGAAUCGGGAAUCUUACAGUCGAUUGGAAUUUAUCGAUAUUCUUUUUGCUGGUUAUGAUGGGUGGGUUUGUAGCUUAUUUUGUGCCAGCUUGUCACGUUUUUAUCUCCCUCCAAGCUACACAAGUCUCGCAGGAAGCUUCUUAUCAAUGCGCGAGUGCUGCCUGUGAGCAUGCGUCUUUAAUUUUGCUCCAAAAUGUUUUUAAUAUUAAAGGCGCAUACAGACAGACAUAUCGCGCGCAUUGAAGCGAAGGUUUUGUUUUGUCUCCCAGUAUGCGCCUUUAAUAUUAAGAAAUAUAAGGUUAUGUUAAAGAGAUGGUUUUGGCCGGUAUAUAAGCAUGAGCCUUUAAUAAUAUGACAACUUUAAGCUAAAUUAAAGACGCAUGCUCAGAGACAUGUUUUGCGCAUCGAAGGGGAUUUUUUUGAGUCAUUAGUGAGUAAGUCAAUUUCUUUGAAAUUUUUUUUUUAAAGGCGCAUGCUUAAAAACAGGCCGAAUUUUAUCAUUAUGUAUGCGCCUUUAAUAAGACGAAAUUCUAAGACUUAGUUAAAGGCGCAUACAGAGAGACAGACCGCGCGUAUCGAAGGAACGGGUUUGGCUUGUCGCUGAGCAUGCGCCUUUAAUAUACGGAAAUUUUAGGCCUAAUUAAAGGCGCAUGCUCAGGCCGCGCUUUGAUAUAACGGCAAUUAUUAUGCGUUAUUAAAGGCGCAUACCUCGAGAGAGGUCGCGCGCACCGGAGGGAAACCUCCCGGAAGGGCUCUGUAGCUCGGAAGAAAAUGAAAUCGUGACACUCUGGCACGGAAUAGGCUAUAAUACUGGUUCAAAGUUGCAAAUCUUUAAUUUCAGGGUCACAAAAAACACGACAUCGGCCCUGUAUAUCGAAGGUGUUCCCCCGAUUAUGAAUGGCUUGAGGGUCGAGAGAAGCGCUCGGGACGGAUUGUGGCUCUAUGAAACGACUGGUAGGGACUAAACAUUUGAUUGAAGUUUAGGUUUCUGAAAAGAUUCUUCUGGAAUAGUGAUUUUAUUAAAUUCAAUGUGAGUGAGGCUAGAAAAAAUUUUUUUCUCAACAUCUUUCAGAGUUUUUUCUAGAAGUUAAAAGUCUGAUUCUCUGUGCCCUCUCAUUUUUACGCGCUUUUCUCAAGUUUCUAUGACCUCAGAGGUUAGGGAGAAGAGAGCGCAGACAGGUCAGCUUUCAGCAAAUCAUUGGAAUGACCAACCGUUUGAAAUAAAAAUCCCAAGAAAAUAUUGAUUUGUAGGCCUAGUUCAACGGAAUUUGAAGUUUUUUCUCGAAAACCAGAAAAUUUUGCAGGUUGAGAUUCAUAGAAUAAAUUUCUGACACGUCAAGGAAUUUUCUAGCCAAUUUUUUCUAGAAUUUUUCCUUCCUUGAAUUGAAAUAAGCUUGCUUUUUGGGGGAAAUCCAGCAAAAACUGAAUAAAUCGCUGAGGUUUUAAUUUCCCUUCAGGGGGUCCUCUCUCGAAAACUAGAAAGUUGUGCAAAUUGAGUUUUUCCGCUACAUUAAAAACUUUUUCUGGUCAAAUUUUAUAGCUGCUUAGAGCCAUCGAAAAAUAGGUGCUGACACGAUUAGAGAAGAGAUAGUGUAUUGUUGGUGGAGAGCACAGACAGGCCACGCCCAAGUUAGCCGUUAAUCGACUAUAUUUUUAAUUGGUGUUCCGAGUCAUAGUUAUAGCUGAUUCACGACUGGCUUUGAGCCAACGAAAAAUGGGUCCUGACACGGUCAGAAAAGAGAUAGUGUAUUGUUGGUGGUGAGCACAGACAGGCCACGCCUACUUAGCGUCCCAAGCUAGCCGUUAAUCGGCUAUAGAAAUUUCACAGCCUCGAACUGAAAUGAGCUUCCUUUUUGGGCCAAUUCCAAGAAAAACAGAAAUCCGUCUUUUCAGGCCCGGCCCUGAUAGCCAAUUCAACAUUUUCCUUCAAUCGAGGCCACGGGAUCGCCGUGGAAAAUACGACCGAUGCCAGGGUUUUCGUAAACAAUACUCGGAUCGAGGGAAAUUGGGGCGACGGAAUUUGGUACCGGCAGAAAUUCGAGACCAAUCUCGUGCUCCAUGGACUGAGUCUGUGGAUUUCCGAAGAAAAGAAGGAUUUUUUCCGAGUUUUUAGGAGAAAGAAGAGAAAUCGGCCAUCAGGAGGAAGAAGCCGUGAGGAUCGAAAUGUGUUCGAACCAUACGGUCCCCAGGAAUUUGUUCUUUCCCCAUCUGAUCGCGGUUCAUCUCCAAAAUGGAACGCUUAUCGAUCCAAACCUGCCGUCGCCCUGUUGGAUGGUUGGUUUUUUUGAAUGA
Caenorhabditis auriculariae is the source of this 5844-nucleotide messenger RNA. Lineage: Eukaryota; Metazoa; Nematoda; Chromadorea; Rhabditida; Rhabditidae. The record is from the annotation of a GenBank genome assembly.